This is a messenger RNA of Phoenix dactylifera (date palm), 5963 nucleotides long. The record is from RefSeq and is a predicted model, not a curated record. Lineage: Eukaryota; Viridiplantae; Streptophyta; Magnoliopsida; Arecales; Arecaceae.
CUUCAGAUCUAAUUUUGUUGCUAUGGAGGCCUCUAGUUGUGUUGGACUAAAUUGGAUGAAGCUAUAAAACUACAAUUUUGUGUGUUUUGAGGGAUGAGUAUCUGGUACCAAUAUAAACUAAUCUCUCCAACACUCAGGGUUGCAAAUGGCCAGGUUGACCUAUGACACAAUCUGAUCCUGACCCAAUUAAACUUGGCCUAAUUCAUAUUUAAAAACUCGUAAAUUAUGUCGGGUUCAAAAAUUAGUUCACUUAAAAUUUAGGUUAGGUCUGGAUGCUCUAUUAUUUAACCCAACCUAAUCUAUCCCAUAUGUUAAUAAAAAAUAAAUCCAACCCAGCCCAAACCCGAUCUGCUCUAACCCAAAAACCUAGAUCAUAUAAUCCUGAAUCAUAUCAAAGAUUAUAGUUUGUAAAUGAUCAAUUACUUAGAUAAAAUUAAAAGUUUUUGUUCAAACGUAAGGCGGCUUUUUUUUAUUUUUCAAUAAAUUUUUAUAGAUUUUAUAUUUAACUAUUAAUUACCAUAUUUUAGUUAUAAGAGAGUGUCUUAGAUGCUGGACCCGACUCGGAAAUCUAACCGGACUUGGCAGGUAACUUGAACAUUUCGGGUUGGAUUCUGGUAUAUUGGAUAUCUGACCCAAUCAGCUAAUGGGUUGGGUUCAGAUCCCAAACCUUGACCUGCAAAUGAAACCGGGUCGGUCGGGUUCAGGCAUGCCCUGCCCGACCCAACCCGUUUUCAGCCCAGCAACUUCUCUCCUCCGCUUCCACUCCCCACACCCCCUUCGUCCCUAUCACCCACUCCCUGAAGCGCCUUCGGUUCCAUGGUUUCCGGCGCCGCGACUACGCCUAGAUGGUGAAGAAACUCCGAGCGUCUUUCAUCCACAAUUUGCUUCAAAACUUGUCUUCGUCUUCUGAUCUUCUUCGCCCAUCCUUUCCUUACCCCGUGUUUCCUCUCAAAGGCCGCACCUUUGGCUUGGAAAACCAUUCUAUUCCAUUCCCUUUAUUAGCUGGUAGGGCGAUUCCCUUCUCCGGUGCAUCGAUUCCAUGUUCUGCUGAGAAAUCUGGGUCGAUUUCGGCUUCCGGAGAUGAGAUUAGGGGCGAAGACCAUGUAAAUUUCGCUUCCAAAUCGUUUUUUGGUGUCGGGAAAUCGGUUAUUUCUAGGUGUUCGUUCAUUUGGGAGACGAAAGUUGACACCUUGAUGGAGAAAACUUCUUUGCAAGAUCUUCUCAAGCUAUAUGGGAACCUGUCCCCAGAAACCACCCGCCGUUUCUGGCGAGUUUCGGCACUGAAACCCGAAGGUUUCCUUGAAAUAUUACUUGGUUUUGGCCCCGAUGUCAAUUUAGACAAGGUUGGAUUUCUCUGGAAGUUGUUCAGGUGGGCUGAGAAGCAGAGUAGAGAGUUCAAACAUCUCCCAAGAUCUUAUGAAAUCAUGAUCCCGAUGCUUAUUCAAGCUCGGAUGCUUGGUGAUGCUGAAUCGUUGCUUCUAUCACCAGAUGCAAGAGGAGUCUGUUCCGAUGAAAGUGGAGUAUUCAGUGAGAUCAUUCAAGGGUAUGCUGAGGCCUGCAAAUUAGAAAAUUCAAUGGCCUUGUAUGAUCGAGCUAGAGACAUGGGCUUAGUCCCUUCUGCAUCGUGCUAUCAUGCUCUUCUUAACCUUUUGAUCAGAAUGGAGAAGUCUGAGUCAGUUGUGAGAGUCUAUAAGAAUAUGAUAGAUGUUGGAUUUGGGUCACAUUCUGAUGACCGGGUUUUAGAUUUCGUUAUUGGAGAACUGACCAAGAAUGGGCAGAUUCUUGAAGCUAUAUCUAUACUUAAGCAAGUAAACGGUUCUGGGACUGAAGCCAGCCCUAUGGCUCUCUCUGCAAUUGCUGAGGGAUUUUGUAAGAAAAAAGAUUUCAGUGAUAUGAUUAAAUUUUUGGAAGAACGGGAGCACAUCCCUGAAAAUUGUAUUUGCAAUAAAAUAAUUUCUUCUGUGUGCAGCAAUCUGGGGACUGAAGAGGCAUGGUUAUUUGUACAAAGGUUGGAGGCUUUAGGCUUUAAGGCAGAUGCUGUGACCUUUGGAAUAUUUAUUUGUCAGAGUUGCAGAGAGAAGAAGUUGAGAAAUGCAUUUGUUUAUUUAUCAGAAUGUUUCUCUAGGGGUCUAAAACCCAGUGCUUAUGCUUACCAUGCCCUAAUUAGUGGGAUUUUUAAACAGGGACUGUGUAAACAUGCAAAAUAUGUGUUUGAGGAUAUGCUUGAGAAAGGGCUAUUGUCGGACUUAUCAACAUUCAGAAUUCUUUUGGCAGGAUAUUGUAUACACAGAAAAUUUGAUGAAGUUAAACAGGUUAUUGAUGAAAUGAACAAUCAUGGUAUUGUUUCUCUGGCUCCUUCAGAUGAUGCUCUUUCCAAAACCUUCAAGAUUUUGGGUCUUGAUAAUUUGAAUGUGAAGGUGAAGAGGGAUAAUGAUCUUGGACUUGCAAAGGCUGAAUUCUUUGAUUCUCUUGGCAAUGGACUCUACCUAGAAACUGAUAUUGAUGAGUAUGACAAGUCCUUAACCCAGAUCCUUGAUAGUGCGAUGAUCCCUGAUUUUGAUUCUGCAUUAAUCAAGGAAUGUCGCCGGGGGAAUGUAGAGGGUGCUCUCAAGGUCAGAGAAGAAGCUGUUCAGUGGGGGCAGAAUUUGUCUGUGUCUGGCUACUUUGAAUUACUGAAAACUUUAUGUGCAUCCCCAACCCACAUAGAAGAAGCUGUAAGUCUUACAGAUGAGAUGCCAGAUUCAUGUGAUCAGCUUGGCUGUGAGGCUCUUAAUCUACUUAAAUGGGCAUUACUCAAAAAAGGAAUGACAUCUGAUGUGAAGUUGAUUUUGGAGAGACUGUUCAGAAGAGGGCUGCUGGUUGACAAUGAUGUAUAUACUGCUCUUAUCAUGGGUUUCAGCAAAGAAGGUGAAAUUAACAAACUUCAGCAUUUCUGGGAACUAGCACAAAGAGGCAUGUGGUUACCUGAGUUUAAGGACACUAAGGUGCUCGUAAGUUUUCUAUGUAGGUGGGGUUUGAUUAAAGAAGUUCUAGAGCUUUUCGAUAAAAUGGUGGAGAAUUACCCUAACUUGAUUCGUGCUAUUUACAGUGCCUUUCUCAAAGAAUUAUGUAUAUCAGGCUAUACGAGUGUCGGGUGUACAUUGUUGGAGGAACUUCUCCAGAGGGAUCUAGUAUUUGAUCAGGCAGUCUAUGUGAAUCUAAUAAAUGGGUUCUUAAAGGAGCAAAAUUUUGCUGAAACACUUGGAAUAUUUGAUAUAUUACUUGAGAAAAACAUAACCGCUUCUGCACAUGUGUAUCAACUAAUAGUGCCUUUGUUAAUUAGAUUUGGAAGUGUUGAAAAAGUAAUGAAUUUGAAGCAAUCUCUACUCAGUAAGAAACAGCAAGCUCGUGUUUCUAUUUUUGGAACCAUGGUGAGUGAGUUAUGCAGGACUGGAAAAAUAAAAGAGGCAACCUUGCAGUUGCAAGAAAUGCUAAUUAAUGGAAUACUUCCAGAUGGUAAUACUUUAAAUGCUUUGUUGCAAGGAUACUGUCAAGAAAACAAUUUGAGGAAGGCACGCGAGAUACUCAGUGUCAUGGUAAGAACGCAUAUUAAUCUUUCAAUUUCAGGAUAUCGAAGCUUGGUACGUCAAAUGUGUGCACAUGGUCAUCUACAUGGUGCAUUGAGCGCGAAGAAACUGAACCUGGGAAAAAAUCCAUGGGAACUGAUUCUAUGUAACAUUCUAAUAUUUCGUCUCUUUCAGACAGGAAAUAGUUUGCUUGUUGAAUCUCUUUUAAGGAACAUGCAUGAUAAACACAUAAAUCCAGAUAAAAACACUUAUGAUUUCCUUGUUUACGGUUUCUUGAAGUGUGGCGAUGCCUCCACAUCAGUUGAAGCUCUGAAUACCAUGAUCGCCAAAGGCCUAAGACCAAGCAAUCGUAGCCUCAGAACAAUAAUCUGUCAUCUGUGCAGUAAUGGAAAAGUUGACAAAGCAUUAGAACUCAGUAAGGAGAUGGAGUGUAAUGUCUGGAAGCAUGGUUCUGUGGUUCAAAAUGUACUUGCCGGGCGUCUUCUUUCAUGUGGUAGGCUCUGUGAAGCAGAACUCCUUUUGGAUCGAAUGAAGCAAAAGGACCUGAUACCCAACAACAUUCACUAUGACCUUCUAAUUAAGCAAUUUUGUGUGCAUGGGGGCAUAAAGAAAGCAAUUGAUCUGCUGAAUGUAAUGUUAAAGAAGGGAAACCUUCCAAGUGAUAUCAGUUACAGUUCAGUCAUUCACAGGCUCUGCAAUUGCAAAGCAUUUGAUCACGCUCUUGAUUUCCAUGCUGAAAUGCAGUACAAGAACCUUGCAGCAAGUGAAGAGUCCAGUGAAGCACUCAUUUUUGGCCUUUGUGCUAUUGGGAGAACUGACGAUGCCAAAGGAAUUUUAGGGAAAAUGCUCCAGUAUGGUUCAAUUCCCACUUACAGCAUGUAUAACCAUGUUAUCAAUAGGUACUAUGCUAACAACGAUCUGGAAAAGGCAUCAGAAGUUUUGCAUGAAAUGCAACAAGCUGGGUAUUCUCCUAAUUUUGAGACUCAUUGGUCUCUUAUAAGCAAUUUAAGCAGUUGCAGCAGUAACAAAGAUGACAAUGGCAAGGGCUUUUUGGCUCGCCUUCUUUCUGGAAGCAGCCUUCCUGUAAAGAAUUGUAAAGAUAAAGGUUCUUCAGCGUUCAAAUAUACAUCCAUUGUGAGUUACGUUUUGUAAGAAACGACACAUCAUGUUAUUACGGUCCAUAAAUGCUUUCUGAGUUAGAAGUGAUUGGGUUGCCAGACUGAGACUCUUUCUUGAGUGUUAACAUACAAGAGAGAACAGAAAUCACCUGGAUGUGAUCCUUUGCGCUAAUUUCCAGCUGGUAAUAACUGGAUAUUGUUAAUUUUUCCAGCUUGGUCCUUCUUCGGUGUACAGAAAAGAGGAAUAGAAAACUGAUGGAGGGAUCUUAUGCAGCAAAGGGUUCAUCAAUGUCAGGUUAUGAUCAUCACUUUACUUUGUAGGCCACUUUGUAGUCCAUGCACGACGAUUUCUUUAUGCAUGGUUUGGAAAUAAAAUUCUCCAAAUCCCCUCACUAGGCCGUGUGUCUGGAGAUUGCAGAAGAAAUUGCACAAGGUCUUCUUGCGUACAUCACCAAGCUUUGGCCAGUCCACAUUGAUGUUUAGUCUUCAAUGUCCUUGCAGCCUGAGGCUUGCCUCACUGACAGCAGCCCUUCGUUUUGUAUAAAACUGGAUGGUGAGGAUGAGUCAUGACAGAGCAAACCCAAAGUCUGGUUUGUUGCUCAUUUGUGCUUUCUGCUUGCUGCUGCUGUAGUUUCUCACCAGAAAGCCUCAGUUGCAGCACUUGAUCCUUAUUGCGACCGAUCCUCCAGGUUUGGUCCAAGUCAGUGAGGGAAGGUGAAGAUGCUGAUGGUUGAUAUGCCUAAUAAUGAUCGAAUGAGAAGAAAAAAAGUGCCCUACGAUAUAUCGAAACGAUCUAUCAAAAAAAUCAAACCUUUACUUUCAUUUUUCUUCUUUUUGGAGGGUCCAACUCGAUUCAAAGGUGAACAACUUCCAUUAUCCUUUUAGGUUUGGUCUUCAUCGGACAGUCAGCCAACCACAUGGCAGAUUCUGAAGAUGAUAUGGUAAGCAGAGGAAGUCGGCACUGGGCCAGCAACAUCAAUUCAAGCAGCAUUUCAUAGGUCUAGCACUCUGUCCGUAUCUAACGGACAACCUAACAUGGGUUCUUCAUAGGCAAAGUGGCAGAAUUGUAGGUGUUAUUGUUCGUGAUACCAACUGUUGUUGUAAGACUUAAUAACAGAAUUUUUUAGGUAGUAUAAAUAUAGAUGAUUUUGGGGGCUUGAAAUUUUGUUAGAAAGAUAAAAGUGCACAAUACUUUCAAACAGGUUUUGAAAUGGCAGAAACCUGUUUUACAGUGUAAGAUCUCCAUGAACUUUGGAAUGCAGAAGGUUUUACAGUGAUA